This is a messenger RNA of Pelobates cultripes (western spadefoot toad), 560 nucleotides long. NCBI's taxonomy places the organism in Eukaryota, Metazoa, Chordata, Amphibia, Anura, Pelobatidae. The record is from the annotation of a GenBank genome assembly.
AUGCUACUCAAACUCAUGCCAAAAGGGGUGCCUCACUGCAUAGCCAAACUCAUCUUCAUCACACUCUCCUCAGCCACCACAAUGCUAGCCAAACAAUGGAAAACACAGAAUAUUCCUACGGUGCCAGAAGUUGCCGCAAUGGUAACUACCACGCUGGAAUAUGAAUUGGCCAUGUGGAAACAAUCAAAAAUAGGAAAAGGCUGCACCACAGCCCAUGCAAUGUGGAUGACAUAUAUAGAACCAAAAGGGAACCAACGACUAUGAGGGACAGGUUGAGGCUCAAAACAACAUAAUUAGAUAUAACCAGACACUCGCGGAAUCGCAAGAACAUACCGACUUCCUAGUUUAUUUUUUUUUUACCCUCCACCCUCUCUCUCCCCCCCCCCCAUGGGCAGCCGCUCAGGGAUGAGGCAGCCCAUUACGCAGUCAACGGCUCCUCUAAACAUCACCUACACGGCACAGGAGACCCCACGCAAGGUUUUCUUUGUACUCCCCCUCCUACUGAGACACCGCAAGUAGUACAAGCAGUUAUAGCAGGACGACACGAAAGUCUAGAGUAG